This is a messenger RNA of Cylindrotheca closterium, 1782 nucleotides long. The record is from the annotation of a GenBank genome assembly. Lineage: Eukaryota; Bacillariophyta; Bacillariophyceae; Bacillariales; Bacillariaceae.
AUGGGUAGAAUUCAAAACAGCAAUCCUGGCAACGUGAUUACGAAUUAUGGUUUCCGGAUAUUUGCUGCCCGGUCUGAUGCGGAGUAUGAUGCACAAAAAAAUGACCUCGACAAAAAGAUCCGAGAAAUGGAGGAGCAACAGCGCAAGAUAGCGGAGAUGAUGGAAUCGCUCACAUCGAGGGAGACCAGGCAACAACCAUUGGAACCAAAUCCUUUUCAGCAAAAAUCGAGAGUUAAAAAUUCGAGUUCUGGGAUGGAUUUCCAAGUAUCAUCGGCGCCGCUUAAGGUGAUGAUAUUUGUCGAUGGAACAUGGCUGUACUAUUCGCUUCACGAAGCCCAGUCGCCAAUCCACCUACGAUAUGGGAGCGGCUGGCAGUAUAAAUACAAAUUCGACUGGAAUUCCCUCCCGAGGGUGAUAUGCAAAUCCUUGCAAGAACAGGAUAAGAAUCUUGGCUGGUCAACAAUGGCCCAGGACACCAAACGCUCUGGCCGUCCCAUUGAAGUCGUUCGAGUUAUGGUCUACACAUCUUACAAAACAGAUACUCCAAAACACUCAUUUCGAUAUCAAAUGUUUCAAGAAAUGAUGAAUGCGAAAUAUGAUGUUCAUAUGAUGGAGACAGUUGGCAGGGUUGAAAAAUGUAUAGAUAUUCAGCUUGCUGUCGAUAUGCUGCACUACGCUACAGUACCCGAUGCCUAUGAUAUAGCGGUCUUGCUUUCUGGUGACAAGGAUUUUAUGCCUGCAAUGAUAAGAACACGUCAGAAGGGACGUCGAGUUGGUCUUGCUAGUACUAGAACCGCAUGCAAUAGAGUGUUGAGAGAAAACUCAAACAUCAAGGACUAUGACGUCGUUUUCCUGGACGACUACCUUGACGAGCUUUUGAUUCCGAUGAAAAAAGACGAAGCAUUCUUGGGAAAUCCAAGUCUGUCACGAUUCACUCUGUUGAAAAUCAUUAGCGAUUUUGUGAGAGCUUCAAGGCUGGAGGCGGGGGUAAACUCGCGGGAUAUUGGGAGAUAUAUGAAAUCAUUAACCCUGGGAAGUCGGAACUUGUUGGACGAAGUGAAAGAAAUAUACGGCGGAUUGUAUCAGUUCCUGGUUGUAUCUGAAAUUUUUAAGGUAGAGCCAUGGGAGCGAAAAGAAUUUCUUGUCUCAGUAGAAAGCAACGCAGACUUCGUGAUGCAACAGGAACUCAAAGAUACCCGAUUUACUCGUGAAGAAUCACAAUUCUUUGAGGACUAUAGCGUUGAUUCGCUCGAAGAGAACAGAGACGACUUUUACGAAUACAGUUUUCCGGCGCAAGGUGACUCCACGUCCCAGCCCAACAGUCGACCAGCUCCGAUCAGAGAAUCGGUAGUGAUUAGUGAUCCCAAAGAAGAUAACAUUGAAGAUCUUUCAUCACAAACUGUGGCACAGUUGAAGGAACUGUGCCGCGAACGAGGUCUUCCAAUAUCUGGGAGGAAAGCGGACUUGGUGAAAAGAAUUGAGGCUGACAAAGAGAGCAAAAAACCGCAAAAACGACCAACUGAGGAAUAUUUGGAGGCUUUGAUUCUCGAAUUCCUACAAGCAAAAGGCGGACAAGCCAGCUCCCGAGACGUAGGUCGAUAUCUUGCAACCAACAAAGCCAGCCCUGGACGACUGGUUGAAUCAGGAGGUGUUCGGACUGCGGCAUUGACGGAGUUGAAAGAAGUACAUGGCAGUCUGCAAAGGUUUAUCAUUCAGUCAGACGCAUUCAUCGCCAAGGGGAUCAAGGGAAACGCAGAAUUCACCGUGUAUUCUUCAAAAUAA